AAAGGUGGAAGGCAAAAAAAAAACCCUCCUCUCCGGAGAAUGUCGGAGGCUUCUUCCCUCCAAACCCUUCCACCCGAUGCCCCCACCUUCCCCACUCCCCUCCAUAACCCUAACCCUAACCCUAACCCUAACCCUAACGCGAACCAUCCUUCAUCGUCUUCUCCCUCGUCCCAACAAUGGAUGGCUCUGGCGCGAGCUUGGCUCUCCUCCCUCCCGCCCAACCACACUCCCACGGCGAGCGAGGUGGACUCUUGGAUCGACUCCCACCUCUCCUCCCUCCCCGACGAUCUCCGCUCCAUCCCUCGCCCGCACCUCCAUCAGAGGCUGCUCUCCUCGAUCCCCACUCGCCAGGCAGAGGAGGGGAGGGAGCAGGUGGAGUUCCCCUACAGGUUCCAGCGUACGGAUCUGUGGAAGCCCGUGUACGGGUGGUUGGAGUCGCUGGAUAAGGAUGUGUUGGUGAAUGGGAAGGAGAUCUCGGAGUGGUUGUCGUCGAACCCCAACGUGAUGGAGAGGUUGUUCGAGAAGCAUUCGCGGUACCAUCUGAUGCACUAUAUUCAGAGGCUGCAUUUGAAGUUGUUGAAGAAGAAGGGCAAAUUGCCCAAGGGUCUGCAGCUUUCGGCAGCCAGGGCUUCAUUGAAGGUCGCCAAUAGUGGGACAACAUCACGGGAAGUGCCUACUUCAUCCAAAUUUUCAGUUGGGGCAGUAAGAGACAAUAAGGUGUUAUCAAAAAAGAAAGAAGCUUUUCUCAGAUAUAAACUUUUAACAGAUUUGCAGAACCAAUUAUCUAGUGUCGUCUCAAAACACAAACCUGCCAUUGACACUAGCGAAGCUCGCCCAUCAUGCACCGUUGUACAGAAGCCUGAAACAAAUAUCAGUAGUCGGUUGUCCGAUACUGGAAAAAAGGAUGGAAGCACCAGGAAUUCGCCUAGAGGUGCAUCAUGCUCUCAGGAUGUAGUAAGAAUACAUGUUUCUGAACAAUCAAAGCCUAAACAAUUCCCAGAGACAAAGUUUGGGCAAAAAAGAAAGAGGAACCCUAUCAUUGUUACUCCUGCAUGGUCUUACAGUGAAACUUCAUGUGGAGCAUCACGAAUUGACCAACCUUCAAGUUCACAACGCGAAGAAGGAAGGAAGAUCAAUAUAUGGAAAGGAGAUACUUCUCCAUUUUCUCAGAGAAUAAGCAGGAAAAACAUAUUAAUUUGUUUAGACGGUCGAGAAAAAGGUGCCAGCUGGCCAAUGGCAUGCUCUCGCGGUUGUUAUGCUGGCAGAAAUCGGGAAAGAUGGGUCCCAUUUUUUGAAGGGUGGCGAUCACUUGGGAGUCAAUUUGAGGGCUCUGCUGUGACUCUCGAGAGAAGAAGUUAUUCGUCUUGGAUUCCUACUUGGUGUGCCUAUAUGUCAAGUGCGGCUGUGGCUCACCGUAAUGGCAGGCAAGGCGUUCAAAAGGUUCUUAAUGUGAGGUUCCACCCAGAAGGGCUGCCUCAGCUGGUUUGCUGCUCUAAUCAGACGCCUAAUGAAUUAUUACUCUACAAUCUUCGUUCUGGAAGGGCUAUUCAACUUAAUGGUCAUAAUUGUCAGAUCCAGUCCAUUGAUUUUGCAGUUAGAGGUGCAAGUGUAGUUUCGUGCGGUUCUAACUUACUAAAGGUUUGGGACUGCAUUACUGGUUCUUGCCUCUAUACAUUGGGGGGUGAUGACCAAGCCUCUGUUGGGCAUACACAAAAAAUCAAUGCUAUGAUUGUCAAUAAAUGGCAGUCCUGUCUUGUAGUCACUAGUGGUGCCAAAGGGGAUGGGAAACUUCUUUUGUGGAAUGCGCUGAGGGGUGAACUUGCAACUGACCUAAAUUCAUGUUUGAGGAUCCAAGACCUGGUUUAUCCUUCCAUUAAUGUGAUGGAGUUUUGUAGUGAGAACCUUCUGGCAUGUGGAAGUGAUUGUGAAUAUGGUGGUGCUGCUGUUGUGCAACUAUGGGAUAUUGAAUCUCCAGAAUCCUGUCUUACUUUCCCUGCAAAUGAUUCUUACAUUACUUCACUGAAAAUAAAUCCUGCUGGAAAUACUUUAAUCACAGGUGCUGGUGAUGGAACUAUCGGCUUAUUUGACAUGCGGACUUGUGGUGCAAUCAAUCAUCUUUCUGUGGGUCCUGGUUAUGAGGUGACAUCUGUUUCAUUCAGCAGUUGUGGUACCUAUUUUGCUGCCUCUAGUACUUCAAAUAACACCUUGGUCUGGGAUACACGACUCCUUCCUAUGAAUCAUAGACAGAUGUCUACAGAUGUAUCUCGUGAAACCAAUGAUAUGCGUUUCUUUAGGCCUUUACAUUGUUUGAGCCAUGGGAGGCAAAUGCCUACUGCAGAACAAACAGGUCAACUCCCUGGCCAUGUUAAUGAGGGCGAUCAAGGUGUAAAUGACGCUCGUUGGCUUCGAAAUGAGCCCGUAUUGGUUAGUGUGAGCGGUGAUGGGAGCAUGGCAAUGUGGGAUGUUACCCUCGGACAGCCUCUCGUGAGACGUAUUACCAGCCAUACAAGAUGUAUUAAUGCGGUUGCCGUGGCUCCGAAUGAUGAAUAUAUUUGCACCGGGGGGGACGAUCAAAAAGUCGUUCUGUAUCAUAAUAAAAGUAGAAGGGCUCGCCCGAAUUGGCGCCUCUCUCACCCUCUGACCGGAAAAGAUUAACAUCCUCAACAAUGCGGUAACGCCAAGUUCUACAGUGUCCAACUUGAGCUGAUGUAAGAUAUUUGUUGUAUUCGUGCCAUAAACAGGUGUAAAUUAACAGCUAAACCCGUAAAUUUUAGAUUAUUUUGUCCUAAUACUCAGACCACCUAGCCCAUGUAAUUUUCCCUAACUUUCUGUGCCGUUUGAACUAUUGAUGCAAGUAAAUGGAGCGAAAGUGAUUAGGUUUUCAAUUAAA
Ananas comosus (pineapple) is the source of this 2890-nucleotide messenger RNA. RefSeq lists its product as uncharacterized. Gene Ontology annotation, molecular function: protein binding. Lineage: Eukaryota; Viridiplantae; Streptophyta; Magnoliopsida; Poales; Bromeliaceae. The coding region runs from base 40 to 2655 and encodes 871 amino acids. The transcript is spliced from 20 exons. The record is from RefSeq and is a predicted model, not a curated record.